This is a messenger RNA of Lachancea fermentati, 186 nucleotides long. The record is from the annotation of a GenBank genome assembly. Lineage: Eukaryota; Fungi; Ascomycota; Saccharomycetes; Saccharomycetales; Saccharomycetaceae.
AUGUCCAAAUACGCUUGGUAUACUAGGGUAACGGAUGCAGCCCAUCGUUUGACUGUUUUGACCCUUGUCGGUGGGACUCUGUACAUGAGUGGGGGCCUUAUUUACACCAUGUACAUGAAUGGAAAGAAAUAUGAGCAACAGGUCACUAAUAAACCUGUAGAAACAGAAGACGAUAAAGCUGAAUAG